AUGUUUCAGAACACCUGUCGCUUGUGGGUAUCCCAUACCCUAAAACAGUUCGCAGCGACCCCCAAAAAGGCGAUCGCCGCGGCUGGUGGUGGCGGUCUUUUGAAAGUCGCGCCGAUCCCAGGCUCUGGCGGGCAAGUCGGUGAAGUCGGCCCUGCAGGUCGGGAAUCCCCGAUAUCGGAUUUAAUCCCCUCCAAAGAACCCGCGGCGAGCGCGAAGUCUCGCAAGAUCGCUGGCAAACUGCGCUUCGACGCCCAUAAGGCGGGCCUGCAAAAGGUUGAUCAGGCCUAUGUUGAGCAGGUGAUCCAAGAAGCCUCAAAAGAUACGGCGUUUUACCGAAAAGAGCAGCGCUGUGAGGAGGCCCGCCGCCUUAAAGUGGACGCGAUCCUCAAAAAGGCGGAGGACUAUCCCAACCUGCCGAACGAACGAAAGCAGGCGCUGCGCAGUUAUGUCGAGACCCUCGAGGCUGAAAUGGAGGCGGCUCGGGACGUCUCCCGGCGCUAUAUUCACAUUGACAUGGACAUGUUUUACGCCGCGGUGGAGGAGAAGAAAAACCCCGAACUCCGGGACGUCCCUUUUGGCGUGGGCUCCCUGCAAAUGCUCUCCACGACGAAUUAUAUCGCCCGGCAGUACGGCGUUCGCUCCGGCAUGCCCGGGUUUAUCGGGGUGAAGCUUUGCCCGGAUUUGCUGAUCGUGAAAAACGACUUUGCGAGUUAUCGGCGGGAGGCCGCGAUCGUCCACGCCAUCGCGGCUCGCUACGACGCGAAUUUCGUCAGCGUCGGCCUCGACGAGCUCACGAUGGACCUCACGAAAUAUCUGGACGGCUCCGACGGGGGGGUCGCCGCGCAGCUUCUGCAGAACUUCCGCGAUGAGGUCCGCGCGCGGACGGGGCUGACCUGCAGUGGCGGCAUCGCCCCCACCCCUUGCCUGGCGAAAAUCGCGAGUAAUGUGAAAAAGCCGAACGGGCAGCAUGAAAUCGUCCUGCGGAGCCGAAAGGAGGUGCUGGAUUACGUCAAGGCGAUCCCCCUUCGCAAGGUCACAGGCAUCGGCUACGCGCAGGAGAUGACGCUGAACGCGCUGAACGUGAAGACGUGUGGGGACCUGCUCAAGCACAAAUACCUCCUCGCCUUUCUCUUCAAGGAGAAAACCUUUAGGCUCUAUUUGUCCAUCGGGCUGGGGUUGAUGAACGCGCAAACCCACAAGCCCCACGAGGCCCGGCAGUCUAUCGGGAAGGAGGUCUCUUUUAGCGAGCCCUUGACCUCCCCCGAGGCCUUUUCGAAGCUCUUUCGCAAGCUUCUCGAGACCUGCCAUGUGCAGUGCGUGCAGAAGCAGCUCUACCCCCAGCAGAUUCGCUUGGUGUUGAAAUACCGGACUUACGACAACCAGCAGUUUAGCACUCCCCUGCCAAAACACACUAACGACCUCAAACUGUGGUUGGAAGCGGGGAAGAAACUUCUGCAGCCUCAUCUCUGCCAGUUUGACGAGCUGAGGCUGGUCGGCGUGCGAUUGCAGAAGCUCGCAUCCGAAGAGGGCGUCCCGUCCGAUAAAAAAGGGAAUUUCCACAAUAACACCGACGCGAACCACGAUGAAAAAGGGAUGGACCACCACGACGAGAACGGCGUGGACGAGGGGAAGCAUGGCCGCACUCGCGAUGUCGAGCGCAUCGAGGAAUCCGAUUCAAAGACGUCUGGCGGCAUCCAAAAGAAAGGACGCGGCUCAGAUACCCGCUCCAAAAAGCCUUCGCGCGUGAUUGCCUCCGCACCUGCAAAAUCUUCGAAGCAAGGCGGGCGUGCACACGCAAAGGUUCCUAAAAAGGCUGUCAAAUCCACCACUAAUAACCCCCAAAAGAAGCGACGUUGA
Phytomonas sp. Hart1 is the source of this 1857-nucleotide messenger RNA. The record is from the annotation of a GenBank genome assembly. Lineage: Eukaryota; Euglenozoa; Kinetoplastea; Trypanosomatida; Trypanosomatidae.